Molecule: messenger RNA, 1020 nt
Organism: Paramecium tetraurelia
Lineage: Eukaryota; Ciliophora; Oligohymenophorea; Peniculida; Parameciidae
Exons: 2
Cellular component (GO): cytosol; cytoplasm; nucleus
Molecular function (GO): manganese ion binding; arginase activity
Source: RefSeq, a predicted model, not a curated record
AUGAAUCAGUGGAAAUUCGUUCGUAAUGCGGUUGGAUUGUUUGGUUCUGCAGUUCAUGAAGGAUAAACAAAAACAGGAACAGAAUUGGCUCCAAGAUCACUCAGAGAGGGUGGUCUCAUAUCAGCUUUGUAUAAUUUGGGAUGGGAAAUUAAUGAUAUGGGAGAUAUUCAAGGUAAGAAUUACAGACUUCACAAUGUCAAAAGUCAAUAGUUUCGUAACAGUCAAUAAUUAGGUGUUAUCAAUGGAGAAAUUAACAAAAGAUCCUUUGAUAUUGCCAAACAGAAUAAGUUUAUGCUUAAUAUUGGAGGAGAUCAUAGUGUAGCCAGUGGGUCAAUCCAUGGGUUGUUAUAACAUUAUGGAGAUGAAUUAAGAGUUGUUUGGGUUGAUGCUCAUGCAGAUUGCAAUUAUGAACUUGGACCAAAUAGAAACUAUCAUGGAAUGCCAUUGGCUCAUCUAUAUGGUUCCAUUCUAGAACCAAUUAAAGGUUUUGAGUGGUUAAAACACAGAUUGGAUCCAAAAAAUCUUAUUUACGUUGGUAUCAGAGAUAUAGAUCCAAUGGAACGAGAAUUUAUAAGAGAUUAGAAAAUAGUAUAUUAUGGAAUGGAUGAAAUCAUUGAAUUGGGAAUAGGAUAAGUGAUGAAUCGAAUUCUUAAGCAAUUUGAAGGCAAACCAAUACAUGUCAGUUUCGAUGUUGAUUCAAUAGAUCCUGAAUUUGCACAUGGAACUGGUACUCUUGUCGAUGGAGGAAUUUCGUAUAGAGAAGCUCAUUAUUUAUUAAGAAAAUUGGCAUCAUCAAAAUAAUUAGUAGGAAUGGAUUUGGUAGAAGUAAAUCCUCAACUAGAAAAGACACCAGAAUUUAGAGAAGAGUUUUUCGGAGAUUUUUAAUAAAUUGGUAGAAUAUAAGGAACAUAAACUGUGGCUCUAGGCAUUGAAUUAAUAGCUUCUGCAUUAGGCAGAACACUUGUCUUAUGAAUAUUGUAUAUAUAAAUUAAUAUAAGUUUAAAGAUUAAAUUUUAUUUA